Messenger RNA from Closterium sp. NIES-65, 2538 nucleotides. NCBI's taxonomy places the organism in Eukaryota, Viridiplantae, Streptophyta, Zygnematophyceae, Desmidiales, Closteriaceae. The record is from the annotation of a GenBank genome assembly.
AUGGGGGCUCACGUCAGGCUCUUGGAGUCAUUCACACGCGUAGUCCCGUUCUUUCCGCACCCACAUCGUUUUGGCAAAUACUUCAUUCCGCAAAUCCAUUCUUCCCGCCACAUCACAUUUCGUUCCAUUCUUUGCCCAUCCCCGUUGGUCUUUGAACCCCAUUGGUUCCCCAUCCGCCAGUCGCGGAUCGGAUCGCUCCUCGGGAAGCACGGCGUGAUCAUUCAGAGCAUUCGCGAAUCCACCGGGGCGCGCCUGAAGCUCGCGGAUCCCAUCCCCGGCACGGACGAACGCGUUAUAAUCAUCUCCGCUCGUAGCGACAAGAACUUUCGCAGCGGCGACCCUGCGAUCGACGGCGACGCGGCUGUGGAUCGCCCGGACGACUGGUCCGUCGCACAGGAAGCCCUGAUUCGCGUGCAUGCGAGGAUCGCCGACGCGGAUGGCGACAAUCGCGAGUUUCGCGACAAGGAUGGGGCAGAGGGUGGUGCUAAUAACGGAGGUGCCAAUAGCGGAGGGACCCCGGCGAGGCUGCUCGUGCCGAGCAGUCAGAUCGGGUGUCUUCUGGGGAAGGGCGGUUCGAUCAUCGCGGGCAUGCGGCAGGACAGCGGCGCGCACAUCAGAAUCUUCAAUAAGGACAAACUGCCGCCCUGCGCGCUGCCCACGGACGAGUUGGUGCAGGUACGCGGUCUUAGAGGCGCCUACAUUCUCGAGUUAGCGCAGGUGACAGGCGAGUAUCCUGUGGUCCAGAAGGCCCUAGAGCUCAUCUCUAUUCGCCUCCGUCGCUCGCCUCCUCGCGACCCGCCCAACUUCCUCGCCAUGCACCCCACGUCUGGUUACCACCAGCCUGCUGGUUACCAGCCGGCGCCUGGUUACCAGGCGUCGGGUUACCAUCGGGGGGCUGAUUCGUACCCCUCUCGCUCCGCCCCAGCUACGGCCUUUCCCCCACAAGGCUACUCCACCUACGCUCCCCCUCAAGUCUACGCACUGGCCUCGUCCCCCUUUGCUGGAGCGUGGGGCGCGGGCGCGGGCGCAGCAGCAGGGGGAGCGCACGGUUAUGGGGGGAUGGGGGGCGGGGGGAGGGGAGGGGGAGGGGCGGGGGAGGGGGCGGCGGUGGAGAUGGAGCUGCGGGUGCUGUGCCCCGCGGAUAGAGUGGGGAUUGUGAUUGGCAAGGGCGGGUCGCGAAUUAAGCAGGUGUGUGUGCUGGAAUCGUUUUUUGAGGAGUUCGCGCCUAGGAAUAUAAAGGAGGAGACGGGUGCGCGAGUGAAGGUGACAGAGGCCGUGGCGGACUGCGAUGAGCGCAUCGUGAUCAUUGAUGCCAUGGAGGCGCCAUUCUCCGGCCACUCGCCCACAGAGGAGGCGCUGUUCCGCGUGCAUGCAGCCAUCUCACAGCACCAUGUGGGCGACAGGGCAGCAGGCACAGCAGAGGAGAGCGGGAGAGACAGCCACGGGGUGACUGCGCGGCUGCUCGUUAGGAAGGGGCAGGUGGGGUGUGUGAUGGGCAAGGGCGGCAGCAUCAUCAGCGAGCUCAGGAGCACCAGCAGGGCGCGCAUCAACAUCCCCCCCAGGGAUCAGCUGCCCAAAUGCGCCGAUGAGAGCGAUGAAGUGCUCGUGGCAUCAGGCGCCUUAUGUGUCACUCGCCCCACUGUGUGUUUCCAUGUCUUCUUCUCCCUCCCCCCCCCCCCCGUCUUCUUUCACCAGGUAUCAGGCGAGCCACACUGUGUGUCACACGCGCUGCGCCUCAUCUGUGCGCGCAUCCGAGGCAGGGAAACCGCCGUUGCCUCUAAAGGCGCUGCUGCUGCCGAUGCUCGUGGUGGUGGUGCUGCUGCUGCUGGUGCUCGUGCUGGUGGGGCUGGUGGGGGUGGUUAUGCGGAGACAGGGAGGGGAGGGGGAGGGGGGUAUGGGUAUCCUGGGUCGAACAGUCGAGGGGAGGGGGCGUAUGGGUAUUCAACAGCACCAGCAGCAGCAGCGGCGCCAGCAGUGGUGGCCACUCUGUCUGCUGGGGGCCCUGAUGGCUCUGUUGGGUGGUCGUACGAGCCAAAGGUGGAACCGUCCUACCAUGACUCUGGCUACUCUGUUCCCAGGGGCUCUGGCUGGGAUGUGGCACCGGCAGCAGUGCAAGAGUAUGGCAGCUACUCACAUGCCUCUGCACCCGCGUCUGCCCACUUCUCCUCGCCUCCUCCCACUCACACUGCUGCUGCUGCCAGUGCUGGUGGUACUACUGGUGGCGGCAGUGCCAGUGCUGGUGCUGCUGGUGGGUCAGGGGGAGCGGCAGGAGGAGGAGUGAUGACAGCGCUGGUGACAGUACCUGCUGUGGCAGCAGGAGCGGUUAUCGGCAAAGGGGGAGCCAACAUCCAGCAGAUCAAAAGCAUCUCAGGGGCGCGCGUGCGCAUGUACGAGGGGAGGGAGGGCGAGAGCGAGCGGGUGGUGGAGGUGGUGGGGUCGGCGGACCAGGUGCAGGCGGCUCAGGCCAUCAUCCAUGCUUUUGUCAUCAAAGGCACCGCCGCUGCUGAGAGGCACGCGGAGAGGCGUGAUGCUUAUUGA